UCUCCUGGCGCUGCGCAAGUGAGCGACGUCCUGCGGGGCGCUGCACCGGAACGCUUUUGUUUGUUUUUUUUUACCGUCACAGUUCAAACAGGGAUGCUUUGCAGCACGGCCUGUGAGAAGCAACUGAAUGACUUCCGUUUCAAACGCUGUUUGUUUUUCCAGAUGCCGAAAGGACUGCUAGUUAUACAUGAUUGGUGACACCACAGAAGCUAAAGAAUGCCGACGAAAAGAUCCCAUGGAUUUGUUUCGUUCUGGCCAAGUUGUGAAAAUAUGUGCCCCCAUGGUCCGCUAUUCAAAGUUGGCUUUCAGAACCUUGGUUAGGAAAUACAGUUGCGAUUUGUGUUACACACCAAUGAUAGUGGCAGCAGAUUUUGUGAGAUCUGCAAAAGCAAGAGACAGUGAAUUCACAACAAACAAAGGUGACCAUCCAUUGAUUGUUCAGUUCGCUGCUAAAGAAGCACAGGUUUUGUGUGAUGCUGCACAUAUCGUCUGUCCUUUCGCAGAUGGAAUAGACCUAAACUGUGGUUGUCCUCAGAGAUGGGCCAUGGCAGAAGGUUAUGGUGCUUGCUUAAUAAACAAACCAGAACUCGUUAAAGACAUGGUGAGACACGUACGAAAUCAGAUCAACAACCCUAAAUUUUCAGUAUCUAUUAAAAUAAGGAUCCAUGAGGACUUAAAAAGAACAGUUGACCUGUGUCAAAAAGCUGAAGCAGCUGGAGUUUCAUGGAUUACAGUACACGGGAGAAGUAUAGAAGAAAGGCAUCAGCCUGUACAUUAUGAUGCAAUUAAAACAAUUAAACAAAGCAUGUCUAUACCUAUUGUGGCUAAUGGAGACAUUAAGACUUUAAAAGAUGCUGAAAAUGUUCAUCAGUUGACAGAAGCAGAUGGUAUAAUGGCAGCUAGAGGACUCUUGGCAAACCCAGCUAUGUUUGCAGGAUACGAAGAGACACCUUUGAAGUGCAUCCAGGACUGGGUUGACAUUGCUCUUGAGCAUGGAACUCCUUUUACAUGUUUCCACCACCACUUAAUGUACAUGAUGGAAUGGAUAACGUCAAAACAAGAAAAAAAAGUUUUUAAUGUUUUAUCGAGUACCUCAGCAGUACUAGAUUACCUGAAUGACCAUUAUGGUGUGUGAUAAAUGGAAGUAUUUUAAUUCUAUGUAAACUUAUAUUUUGCAAUUGUUGAUACAUUGUUAAAGUUUUAAUUGGGUUCCUGCUUCUUAGUCACAUUUAUCAAUUGUGUAAGUAUUUUCAACACAGCAUAACAUCAUUAGGAUGGUAAUUUAUUUUUUUAGUAUUUUUGUGUGUACAUUUUCCCCUCUAGAAAAUAUUCCAGAUUCCACAAAUGUGGAAUUUGGUUUACAGUGCACAUGUGGGAGAGGGGAGAUUAUUUUAAGGCUCCAGUAAUUUACAUUUUCACCAGACAAUUGCUUACAGCAAUAUUAUUGCAAAACUAGGGCCUUUCUUACAUGAAACCUCCUAAAAUCAGGACUACUGACAAAUAAUGCCAGUAAUUUCAGACCAAAAGAAUACAAAGGGAGCAAUUAUAGAAGUUUUUGCUUUAACUGACAUAAGUGGAAUUUAAAUUUCAGUAGAUUUUUAAACUUUAGGACUGUGAGGCUUUGAAGCCCAGCAUACUAUCCUCUUUUAAAUUAGGUGUUCCUUUUGCAGACUAAAAAAAAACUUUCUAAACUUACUUACAACUUAGAAAAAUUCCAUACUUCACAUAGCAGAAGAAAUAUGGAACAGAUGAACACUGGUGGAAGGAAGGAAGGAAAAAGUACAAUGAAGAGACAGUUUAAACUAAGUAUGAACUUAGCUUGAAUCUAAAAUAGAAGACUUGAGAGUUCAAUUUAAAUUCAGUUUUGUUUAUCUACUGUAUGAUAAUUGUAUACCAGAUCCCUACCAUUUACCACACCAGAACUUUUUAGGUCAAAGAAAAGCUGACAGAUUCUCUCAGUAGGGCUCUUGCAGUCCUUUCUGCCCACUGGCAUGUUGCUUAUCAAAGCAUGACAGCCACUUGGCUUUGAAUCACUGUAUAGGGGUGAAAUAGUGAAAACUAGAACAGGAUGAUAAACAUUACACACCAGCUGCAUUUGUUCUGCAAGGGAAAUUUCACAAAACUGUGCAGUAGAAUUACUUGUAAUCAAAUAAUUUGUUUUCUUUAUAUGUUUACACAGAAAUUCAUACCAAAAAUUUCCUAGUUUUUUGACUGUGAUUGUUCUAUGAAUAUACUUGUGAAUAGUUCCAAAUUUUCUAAAUAAAUUACUUGGUUUUGUAUACAGUUGUGAUUAUUUUUUGUAAUUAUGCAACAACUUUGAGGAGGGAAGGUUGCUUUUGAUGCUACUCACAAAUAUUUUAAUAGUUUAAAUAUCUUAAAUUCUCACAAUUUUUUUUAUGCAAUGUCAUAAAAUACUUGGACAUUUUUCAUUAUGAAUAUGUCUGAUUUAGACAAAUGAAUAAAAUUUUGAAAGGCAUGACCUGAGUCAUCAAGUCUGGUUCACUAUUUAAGAAGGCAAAGUUACGUAACUCUUCCUUCCUGAUGUGUUAAUAAAUGGAAAACUGCAGAUAUGCUUUGCUAUCCUAAAGCUAAUUGAGACAAUCUCUGCAACUUUUUUUAGUUGUGAUAGUGUCUCCAUUUCUUCAGACAACUAUUUUUUCACUCUUCUGGUUUCUGAUGUUUUCUUGACAUUAGAUGAGCACAAAUUUGUAUAGCAUUUCAGGUAAGCUCACAACAAUAUCUUCUGCAGAUAAUACCUCUUCUAAUGCCUCACUUUUCCUCAACUAAUAUUUAUCAUGUAAAUUAUGAGCUUCCAGUUUUACAGAAAAAGUUCUU
Molecule: messenger RNA, 2835 nt
Organism: Empidonax traillii (willow flycatcher)
Lineage: Eukaryota; Metazoa; Chordata; Aves; Passeriformes; Tyrannidae
Gene: DUS4L
Product: dihydrouridine synthase 4 like
Exons: 6
Coding region: 188-1135 (315 amino acids)
Biological process (GO): tRNA processing
Molecular function (GO): flavin adenine dinucleotide binding; tRNA dihydrouridine synthase activity
Source: RefSeq, a predicted model, not a curated record